Messenger RNA from Conger conger (European conger), 2754 nucleotides. RefSeq names its product ATP-binding cassette, sub-family G (WHITE), member 5 (gene abcg5). Gene Ontology annotation, cellular component: plasma membrane. The transcript has 13 exons. The coding region runs from base 262 to 2235 and encodes 657 amino acids. Gene Ontology annotation, molecular function: ABC-type transporter activity; ATP binding; ATP hydrolysis activity. Gene Ontology annotation, biological process: cholesterol homeostasis. The record is from RefSeq and is a predicted model, not a curated record. Lineage: Eukaryota; Metazoa; Chordata; Actinopteri; Anguilliformes; Congridae.
GCGUUGAAGCUCCGGACGCCACCGCUCAUCGCUUGCUGGAGAACUCCCCCGUGUGCCCGGGACCCUGCGAUCAGAACCCCGCUCCUCUCUCCCCGUCCCGAAGCGGCCGAAUAAGGCCCGGCCCACCGGGGGGGCUUGUCUUAUACCGCAGAGGGCGAAGGUCGCUGAUAAGGGGAGCGGCGACGCUUCCCUCCCCUAAAGCGCUAUCGCCAUGCCCCCCCGGUGAGAGAGACGAGCGCACACGCUGCCCCUGCUCCCGCCAUGAACGGAUCGUACUCCCUGACGGGCGAGGGGAGCGAGGGCGGCGCCCGCCGCAACGAGUCCUUCAGGUUUGUGUCCGAGAAGACGACGCCUCCCAGCCCCGCGUACCCCGAGCAGACCCCGCCGUCCUGCAGCCUCAGCGUGAGCCAGGUGUCUUACACCGUCAGUGAACGUGUGGGGCCAUGGUGGGACCUUCCCUCCUACAGGACAAGAUGGACUCGGAAGAUCCUCAACGAUGUGUCUUUCCAUGUGGACAGUGGCCAGAUCUUGGGAAUUCUGGGAAAUUCGGGCUCAGGGAAGACCACACUCCUGGAUGUGAUCUCUGGGCGUAUAGGGAAAUCAGGCACCCUGAUGGGGGAGGUCUUUGUGAAUGGAAGGAAGCUAAAACCGGAACAGUUCCAGGACUGUUUCUCCUACGUACUGCAGAGUGACAACCUCCUGAGCCACCUGACUGUGGAGGAGACGUUGACCUUCACUGCGCAGUUAGCCUUGAGGCGGCAUUCUGCUGAGGCAAUCCGCAAGAAGGUGGGGAUGGUGAUGGCGGAGCUCAGCCUGAGUCAUGUGGCCCACAGCGUUAUUGGGGGGCGCAUCUUUCCUGGCAUCUCCGGCGGAGAGAGGCGGAGAGUGUCCAUCGCCAGCCAAUUGCUCCAGGACCCCAAGGUCAUCCUGCUGGAUGAGCCAACCACAGGGCUGGACAGUAUGACAGCCAAUCAGAUUGUGGUGCUGCUUGCUAAUCUGGCCAAGAGGGACCGCAUCGUCAUAGUGACGAUCCACCAACCACGUUCUGAGCUUUUCAGGGUGUUCAGCAGGAUAGCCAUCAUGAGCUGCGGGGAGCUGGUGUUCUGUGGCCAGUCUGGGGAGAUGGUGGACUUCUUCAGCGAGCAAGGCUACGAGUGCCCCGAGUACUGCAACCCCUUCGACAUCUACGUGGACCUGACGUCGGUGGACACUCGGUGCAGUGAGCGCGAGGCGGAGACCUUCAGCAGGAUGCAGGACAUCGCCUCGGCCUACCGCCAGUCGGGAAUCCACCGCUGCAUGCUGGACAACGUCGGGAGGGCCUGCCAGCUGACCGACAAGCCCCCCGUCCCCUUCAAGAGCAAGGAGUCCCCCAGCGGCCUGUCCAAACUGGGGGUCCUCUUAAGGAGGACCGUGAGGAACCUGUCCCGGGACAGGAUGGGGGUCAUGAUGCGUCUCUCCCAGAAUCUCAUCUACGGGCUCUUCGUGGUCUUCUUCGUGAUGAAGCUGGACAAUGACAUCACCAAGGGGGCGGUGCAGGACCGCAUCGGAAUCAUCUACCAGGCGUUGGGGGCUUCGCCUUACACCGGCAUGCUCAACGCGGUCGCCUUGUUUCCGGCCCUGAGGGCGAUCAGUGACCAGGAGAGCAAGGACGGCCUGUACCACAAGUGGCAGAUGUUCUUGGCCUACAUCUUCCACAUCCUCCCGUUCAGCAUCGUCAGCGUCUUCAUCUUCACCUCCUUCCUGUACUGGACGGUGGGGAUGUACCCGGAGGUAAACCGGUUCCUCUGCUUCUCGGCGGUGAUCCUGGUGCCUCACAUAACAGGAGAGCUCCUGACUCUGGUGGUGCUGGGCGUGGUCCAGGACCCCAACAUGGUCAACACCGGGGUGGCCCUGCUCAACGUGGCGGGCAUCAUGGUGGGCUCUGGCUUUCUCAGGAGCAAUCAGCACAUGCCCACCGUGUUCAAGAUGCUGAGCUACCUCACCUUCCAGAAGUACGGCUCCGAGCUUCUCAUCGUCACCGAGUUCCACGGCCUCAACUUCACCUGCGGGAACACUCCGGGGCUUUCUCCAGGACCGUGCAUCGUGGGUAAUGGGGAUGACAUCAUCGAGCAGGGGUACCCGGGCGCUCUGUCCCGCUACACGCUGGACUUCAUCAUGCUGUACGCCUUCCUGCCCGCGCUGGUGCUGCUGGGGGUCAUCAGCUACAAGAUCCGGGACCACCUCAACCGCCGCUGACCACCUCAACCGCCGCUGACCACCCCAACGGGCACUGUCCACCUCAACCGCCGCUGACCACCCCAACCGCUGCUGACCACCUCAACCGCUGACCACCCCAACCGCUACCGACCACCCCAACCGCCGCUGACCGCCCCAACCGCCGCUGACCACCCCAACCGCCGCUGACCACCCCAACCGCCGCUGACCACCCCAACCGCCGCUGACCACCCCAACCGCCACUGACCAACUGCCACUGAACUGUGAUCAGACAGUGUUAACACACUGGAUAACCUAGUACAGCGAUGAGAGGAAGUUCAUUAUCUUGAAAUAUCUACUUAUAAAUUCCUGUGUGAAUAUGACUCCUCUGGUUAGGAGGGUGAACAUUCUGUGCGUUUUCUUCGACGCGUAUGAAUGCUGAACGUGUUCAGUGAAAGCAGUCCAUCUCUUCUAAGCACUUUGAGAGAAUAAUUUAUUGUAAGAAUAGAAGUUAAUCAUCAAACAAUUUAUGUACAACAAUAAAACGUUUUGCGGAUUAUA